GAGCCGUCUCCAGCGCCUGCCCGGCCUCACACCGGCGCCGCCGGCCUCAGGCGGCUGUUUCACACGCGCGCGCUCGCGUCACGUGGGCCCCGGCUCCUCGCGGUCGCCGGCGGACCGCUGAGCCGGGAGGGAGAAGCUGCGGACACUGCUUGCCCUCCCUCGGCGCCCCGCGGCGGACUCGCAGAUCAAAAUGGCGAAAGGGGGGUAGCCCGCACCGACCCUGAAGCGAUGGGACGCGCAGGUGGGGCGGCUGGCGGGGCCCUCUGACUCGGGCUGCGGGCUUCUUCUCGGCCAUUUGAACUGGCGACCCCCGGCCGGCGCCCCGUAGGUCAGACCACGGACUCCGCGGGUCUCCGAGGGCCCGGUCGAGAGCCGGAGGCAAUGGAUGAACAGAGCGUGGAGAGCAUUGCUGAGGUUUUCCGAUGUUUCAUUUGUAUGGAGAAAUUACGAGAUGCACGCCUGUGUCCUCAUUGUUCUAAGCUUUGUUGCUUCAGCUGCAUAAGGCGCUGGCUGACAGAGCAGAGAGCUCAGUGUCCUCAUUGCCGUGCUCCACUCCAGCUGCGAGAACUAGUCAAUUGUCGUUGGGCAGAAGAAGUCACUCAGCAGCUUGACACCCUUCAGCUCUGCAGUCUUACCAAACACGAAGAGAACGAAAAGGACAAGUGUGAAAAUCACCAUGAGAAACUUAGUGUGUUUUGCUGGACUUGUAAGAAAUGUAUCUGCCAUCAGUGUGCACUUUGGGGAGGAAUGCAUGGUGGCCAUACCUUUAAACCUUUGGCAGAAAUUUAUGAGCAGCAUGUCACCAAAGUGAAUGAAGAGGUAGCCAAGCUUCGUCGGCGGCUGAUGGAACUGAUCAGCUUAGUUCAAGAAGUGGAAAGAAAUGUGGAAGCUGUAAGAAAUGCAAAAGACGAACGUGUUCGGGAAAUUAGGAAUUCGGUUGAGAUGAUGAUUGCAAGGUUAGACACACAGCUGAAGAACAAGCUUAUCACACUGAUGGGUCAGAAGACAUCUUUAACUCAAGAAACAGAACUGCUAGAAUCCUUACUUCAGGAAGUAGAACACCAGUUGCGGUCUUGUAGUAAGAGCGAGUUAAUAUCCAAGAGCUCAGAGAUCCUCAUGAUGUUUCAGCAAGUUCAUCGAAAGCCCAUGGCAUCAUUUGUUACCACUCCUGUUCCACCAGAUUUUACCAGUGAAUUGGUGCCAUCUUAUGAUUCAGCUACUUUUGUUUUAGAGAAUUUCAGCACUUUACGUCAGAGAGCAGAUCCUGUUUACAGUCCACCUCUUCAAGUGUCAGGACUCUGCUGGAGGCUAAAAGUUUACCCUGAUGGAAAUGGAGUUGUGCGUGGUUACUACUUGUCUGUGUUUCUGGAACUCUCAGCCGGAUUGCCUGAAACUUCAAAAUAUGAAUAUCGCGUGGAGAUGGUUCACCAGUCUUGCAAUGAUCCUACCAAAAAUAUCAUUAGAGAAUUUGCGUCUGAUUUUGAAGUUGGAGAAUGCUGGGGCUAUAAUAGAUUUUUUCGUUUGGACUUACUUGCAAAUGAAGGAUACCUGAAUCGACAAAAUGAUACAGUGAUACUAAGAUUUCAGGUACGUUCACCAACUUUUUUUCAAAAAUGCCGGGACCAACAUUGGUAUAUCACUCAAUUGGAAAGUGCGCAAACAAGUUACAUACAACAGAUAAACAAUCUUAAAGAGAGACUUACCAUUGAACUGUCUCGAACUCAGAAAUCAAGAGAUUUGUCACCACCAGAUAAUCAUCUUAGCCCCCAAAAUGAUGACACUCCUGAGGCUCGAGCUAAGAAGUCUGGCUCAUGCUCUGACAUGCUUCUCGAAGGUGGCUCCACUGCAGUUUGUAUAAGAGAGGCCAAAGAGGAUGAAGAGGAUGAGGAGAAGAUUCACAAUGAAGAUUAUCAUCAUGAGCUUUCAGAUGGAGAUCUGGAUCUGGAUCUUGUUGGAGAAGAUGAAGUGAAUCACCUUGAUGGCAGCAGCUCCUCGGCCAGUUCCACAGCAACAAGUAACACCGAAGAAAAUGAUAUUGAUGAAGAAACUAUGUCUGGAGAAAAUGAUGUUGAAUAUAACAACAUGGAGCUGGAAGAGGGGGAGCUCCUGGAAGAUGCAGCUGCUGCAGGACCUCCAGGUGGUAGCCAUGGCUACAUGGGUGCCAGUAGCAGAAUGUCACGAAGAGCACAUUUAUGCUCUGCUGCUACCAAUAGUUUAUUGGAUAUUGAUCCCCUAAUUUUAAUACAUUUGUUGGACCUUAAGGACCGGAGCAGCAUGGAAAAUUUGUGGGGCUUACAGCCUCGCCCACCUGCCUCGCUUUUACAGCCUGCAGCGUCAUAUUCUCGAAAAGAUAAAGACCAAAGGAAGCAGCAGCAAGCAAUGUGGCGAGUGCCAUCUGACUUAAAGAUGCUGAAAAGACUCAAAACGCAAAUGGCUGAAGUUCGGUGUAUGAAAACUGAUGUAAAGAACACACUUUCAGAAAUAAAAAACGCUGCUGCUUCUGGAGAUGUGCAGACAAACCUUCUUUGCGCGGACCAGGCAGCCCUGGCUGCGUGUGGGCCUGCAACCUCAAGCAGAUUGCAAGGCUUGGGAAUGGAGCUCUUGGCGAAGUCGUCGGUGGCCAGCUGCUACGUACAGAACUCCGCAAGUAAGAAGAGUAAUUCACCUAAGCUAGCUCGGUCUAGUAUUGCAGGCAGUCUGUCGCUUCGGAGAGCAGUGGAUGCUGGGGAGAGCUGCCGUUCCAAGGGAGAUGGCCAGGCUCUCUCUGAAGGCGCCCCGGGCAGCUCGCAGUGUGGGAGCAGGCACAGCUCUCCCCGCACCUUGACACACGGUGUUAUCAGCGACAUUCUGCCCAAGGCAGAAGAACGGCAGUGCAAAGCCCUGGAUUCCCGUGCUGUCGUGGUCGCCGUGUUCAAUGGCCUACCUAUGGUAGAGAAGAGGAGGAAAAUGGCUGCUUUGGGGGCUAAUGCCAAAGGAGGCUGUUUGGAAGGCCUGCAGGUGCCGGAUUUGGAAGCCAGCUCUGAAACUGAGGAGCUGCAGCCCGUGCUCCCUGAAGGAGCCACCGCUGCCGCGGAGGACGGUAAGCAAGGCGCGUUCUCCCCUUCUCUCCCGCCAGGAAUGAGCAGUGACAGUGACAUUGAAUGUGACACUGAGAACGAGGAGCAGGAUGAACACACCAGCCUGGGCGGGUUCAAGGACUCUUUCAUGGCCCAGCCCCCGGAUGAAGGUACACAUUCCAGUUUUCCUGAUGGUGAACAAAUAGAUCCUGAAGUGCUCAGCUUCAAUACUGAUGAAAACAAUGGAAGGUAAUUGUUAAAUCAACAGAACUGCCUUGCUCACUAGUUGACCCCAAGCUGUGCUGUCAUUGUGUUCCAGUCUGUCCUCAGUGAGACAGGCAGAGCUGGUCUCAUGGUUUGUCAUCUCCCCCACAAAGUAACGCGGCAGCCGUUACAGUAGCUCACUGCUAGUGUGACACAGUAGUUCCCCGGGAGCAGGUGCCACGGCCCUGCACUGACACAGCACAGUCGCCCCCAGUUAGCAGGUGAGGACCCUCACACAAAGCAGUCUGUCGGCUGUGCCCCCUGUGGACUUGAGGCCAGGCAUGGGCUCGACCUCCCGCCUCACUGCUGGCUUCGGCUGGAUGCUCAGUUGUCUGUAAAUGUAUUUAAUGGGCUUUAAUUAUGGUUGAUGGUUUCAUUAGUACAUGUAGGGUAGUAAAUAGGAACAUUACUUGUGACUAGGUACCUGUAGACACUUUCGAUGAAUAACUGAAGUAACACUAGCCUCAGUUUACUCUUGGGAAUAUGUUGACAGAGUAAAAUUUUAAUUUAUUUUUCUUGCUCGUUCAAGUGCAAGCGCACUUUCAUGUUUCUCUGGUUUGACUUUUGCAAAUGUAAUUUUAAAUAACUUAAUAUGGAUUGGUCAUGUCCCUGGUCAUGUGGAGUCAUGUAAGAUCAUUUGAAAUCACUGAUUUCAUUUAUUUCUGCCUCUUGUUUAAGUGCAGUACAACAAAUAUUUUAAACCCCUCUUUGUUUUCAUUAGUUGAUUGUUGACUUGGGUGUCGUUGCAUUUAGAUUCACAUAUUGUGCACAGUGAAACUGUGAUACAAAGCUUUCCUCUGUGCUCAUAACUGGUUGGAAAUAAUUGCCAAACAUUGCCAUUGUGCCCCUGCAUUUGUGUUUGAGCUGCUGUAAGAUGGCGAAAAUUACACUGAGAAUGGGACCGGGAGGCUCCUGGGAGACCAUGAAUAACUGAAUGCCCGUGAGAGACAUCGUGCUCCUCAUGUCUUACUGCAUGAGCAGUGUUCACUUUUCCGUAUCUAACGUCAUGCCGAAUGCUGUGACUCGUUUAUUUUGUUCAAAAUAGUUUGCCCUUUUUGUUAAUAAAAAUGAACUUGAGAAAAUAUGCCUCUGCAAUUUAUUAACAAUGGGACCAGAAACCUCUUGUUCCAGUCUUGUGACUGUGCUGUUGGACAGCAUGGCAAUAUCAAACAUUGGAGUCUUUUUGUUGUGUGGUGAGGGAUGACGCCUCCACAAAGCCUUUCUCCCAGUCAUCUUGGAAUCAUAAUAAGCCUUAGAGAUCCAAAGACUGCGUUAAGGAUGACCGCUUUUAAUUUGGACUUGCUGACUUUGAGUAGCCAAGUAUGAGGAAAAUGAAUUCCUCUUCUGGUGUCUGGGCAUCUUUUGUAUCAAGUCUGCCCAGUCGCCCGGCGGUGCCAAGGACGCGCAGCUUUCCCAGAGCGCCCGCCGUGGCUGGACUCGUAACGUGUGGGGAGGGUCGGAAGGAGCAAGGGCGCUGAGAGACGUGUUCUUUGAGUCCUCACUUUUUCUUUCCGACCAUUUUACUUCUGCU
Ochotona curzoniae (black-lipped pika) is the source of this 4851-nucleotide messenger RNA. It is a transcript of the gene TRIM37, whose product is annotated as tripartite motif containing 37. Gene Ontology annotation, molecular function: zinc ion binding; tumor necrosis factor receptor binding; ubiquitin protein ligase binding. The coding region runs from base 382 to 3309 and encodes 975 amino acids. Gene Ontology annotation, biological process: protein autoubiquitination; negative regulation of centriole replication. The transcript has 24 exons. NCBI's taxonomy places the organism in Eukaryota, Metazoa, Chordata, Mammalia, Lagomorpha, Ochotonidae. The record is from RefSeq and is a predicted model, not a curated record. Gene Ontology annotation, cellular component: peroxisome; aggresome.